Messenger RNA from Sebastes umbrosus (honeycomb rockfish), 2081 nucleotides. RefSeq names its product G protein-coupled receptor 137Ba (gene gpr137ba). Gene Ontology annotation, cellular component: lysosomal membrane. Gene Ontology annotation, biological process: regulation of autophagy; positive regulation of TORC1 signaling; negative regulation of osteoclast differentiation. Bases 568 to 1734 code for a protein of 388 amino acids. The transcript is spliced from 7 exons. The record is from RefSeq and is a predicted model, not a curated record. NCBI's taxonomy places the organism in Eukaryota, Metazoa, Chordata, Actinopteri, Perciformes, Sebastidae.
UGAAAUCCUGCAGUAGGUGAAUAUAUGUUGUAUAGAUUGUUUAUGAACUGUUGGAUGAUGAUGAUGAAGAUGAUGAUGAUGGAUCAGUGCAGAGGGUGGGAAGCCCCCAUCCUCCCAGAAGGGUUAAAGGUACAGUACUGUGCGUCAGCUGCUGCGUAAAGCGUCACGUAAUGAUGCGGAUGGGCUGGAGGUCUGGAGGUCUGGAGGGGGCGGAGGCUGGUCCUCCUCCUCCCCGGUCUCUGAGCUCCGAGCUGCGGCUCUCUGCAGCUUCCUGCUCCGCUGCUGCUGCUGCUGCUCCCGACAAACAGCCUCCUUCUCAUUAUCAUCACUGAUCAUGUGCCUCUCUCUCGGGCUGCUGUCUCUGGCUCCGCAGCAGGAAGUUAGCCUUGUUUUCUUCCUCUUUCUGCAUCUUUUCGUUUCUCCCUCCACUUGACGACAUUAUUUAUUCUCUCUGCGGCUCUGCAGCUUCUCCUCUGCGGGGACAAGAGAGCCGAGCACCGGGCAGCAGCAGAGGCCGCUCCGGUCCACUCCCUCCUCCUCCGGUCCGGUCCAGGCCACAGCAGGUUCAUGGAGGCCCCGGUGGAGGUGGAGGUGGAGGAGGAUAAGCCCAUGCCUCUGCCAACCCUGAGUCCGGCCGUGCCCCCCUACGUCACCCUGGGCCUAACCGUGGUCUACACCGUCUUCUACUCCCUCCUCUUCAUCUUCAUCUACGUGCAGCUGUGGCUGGUGCUGCGCUACCGACACAAGCGCUUCAGCUACCAGACGGUGUUCCUGUCGCUGUGCCUGCUGUGGUCGGCGCUGCGCACCGUGCUCUUCUCCUUCUACUUCAACAACUUCAUCACGGCCAACAACCUGGGCCCGUUUCCCUUCUGGCUGCUCUACUGCUUCCCUGUCUGCCUGCAGUUCUUCACUCUCAGCCUCAUGAACCUCUACUUUGCACAGGUUGUGUUCAAGGCAAAGUCUAAAUAUGCACCAGAGCUUUUGAGAUACAGGCUGCCACUGUACCUGCUCUUCCUGUUCAUCAGCCUGGUGUUUUUAGUAGUGAAUUUAGUGUGUGCCCUGCUGGUGAGGAUGACCUCUGCAGAAGCCCACACCAUCGUGCUCGUGAGGGUUGCCAUCAACGACUCACUCUUUGUCCUGUGUGCCAUCUCGCUCUCCUUGUGUCUCUACAAGGUCGCUAAGAUGUCACUGGCCAACAUUUACCUGGAGUCCAAAGGGACGUCAGUGUGCCAGGUGACGGUUAUAGGAGCCAUCGUCAUCCUCCUGUACUCCUCCAGGGCCUGCUAUAAUCUGGUCGUCCUGGGACUCUCUAACAAGAGCAUCAACUCCUUUGACUACGACUGGUACAACGUUUCAGACCAGGCAGACUUACAGUCGACUCUGGGCGAUGCUGGCUACAUCGUCUUCGGAGUGAUCUUGUUUGUAUGGGAGCUGCUCCCCACGUCUCUCGUAGUUUUCUUCUUCAGAGUUCGGCAGCCCGACCUAGACAGGAGUGGCUCUGUGCUUCCCGGUCACGUCUUCUCCUCAAGGGCUUAUUUCUUCGACAACCCGCGGCGUUAUGACAGUGACGACGAUCUGGCGUGGAGCGUCAUGCCUCAGAACAUCCAAGCCAGUCUGGCUGCUGACAAUUACGAGUGGGGGAGCCAGAGCAGCAGCAGCGGCAUCGGCGCCUACAUCGGAGGAGACGACAAUUACCACCUGCCACUUCCUCCAGAGGAGCUCAGCCAUUACUGACCCGUGGAUUUGUUUUUAUAUUUGUAUAUUUUUGCACAUGAUGGGGCUGAAAUUCGCCCUCUACUCGAUACAUUCAUUCUUCUAUUUUGUCUACGGAAGAACUAACUGACUUUUCUGACAGUAUGUGAAGGUCCACUGAAUUUUGCACACUCCUUGUACAAAGUGAUCUAAUUGACUGCUUUUAAACAUUUUCACUGUAUAGUUUAUAUUGAAUACUGCUUAAUAUAUUUCCUGACUUUUGUAAUAUGUACUCUGUAAUCACUAUUUUAUGUACCGUGUUCUUUUUCAUACAGAUGUGUUUAUAUAGAGAUAUCCAUUUAAUUCAUAUUAAAACAGUUUAAAUGAUG